This is a messenger RNA of Cucurbitaria berberidis CBS 394.84, 1170 nucleotides long. Its product is annotated as Actin/actin-like protein. NCBI's taxonomy places the organism in Eukaryota, Fungi, Ascomycota, Dothideomycetes, Pleosporales, Cucurbitariaceae. Gene Ontology annotation, cellular component: actin cortical patch; Arp2/3 protein complex. Gene Ontology annotation, biological process: Arp2/3 complex-mediated actin nucleation. The transcript is spliced from 5 exons. Gene Ontology annotation, molecular function: actin filament binding. The record is from RefSeq and is a predicted model, not a curated record. The coding region runs from base 1 to 1170 and encodes 389 amino acids.
AUGGCUGAAGUCCCCAUUGUCCUUGACGGCGGAACCGGCUUCCUCAAGGCGGGCUACGCGGGACAGAACUUCCCAGAUCAGCAGUAUCCGUCGAUAGUCGGCCGACCCAUCCUACGUACCGAAGAGCGAGAUGGCGGAGAUAUCCAGCUCAAGGACAUAAUGUGCGGAGACGAGGCAGCGGCGGCGCGCUCCAUGCUCCAAAUCACCUACCCUAUGGAGAAUGGUAUUGUCAAGCGCUGGGACGAUAUGCAACAUCUCUGGGACUACACCUUUUACGAGAAGAUGAAGGUGGAUCCAACAGGCCGCAAGAUUCUCCUCACUGAGCCGCCGAUGAAUCCACUCAAGAACCGCGAAACCAUGUGCGAGGUCAUGUUCGAGCGCUAUGGCUUUGGAGGCGUGUACGUUGCUAUUCAGGCUGUGCUAGCCUUGUACGCACAGGGCUUGUCAUCAGGAGUGGUGGUCGACUCGGGAGAUGGUGUCACGCACAUUGUUCCCGUCUAUGAAAGCACUGUCCUCAACCAUCUUACUCGCCGUCUGGACGUGGCAGGAAGAGACGUCACCCGAAACCUGAUCGCACUCCUGCUACGGAGAGGCUACGCACUCAACCGAACCGCCGACUUCGAAACUGUGCGUCAGAUCAAGGAAAAGCUCUGCUACGUGUCGUACGACCUCGAGCUGGAUCAGCGUCUGAGCGAAGACACAACAGUACUGGUAGAAUCAUACACUCUACCAGAUGGUCGGGUUAUUCGAGUGGGCAGCGAGCGUUUCGAGGCUCCCGAGUGUCUGUUCCAGCCGCAUCUUGUGGACGUUGAGCAGCCUGGUAUCGCCGAGUUCUUGUUCAACACCAUCCAAGCUGCGGACGUCGAUGUCAGGAGUAGUCUAUACAAGGCAAUUGUCUUGAGCGGUGGCAGCAGCAUGUAUCCGGGUCUGCCAAGCCGGCUGGAGAAGGAGUUGAAGCAGCUCUGGCUUACCAAGGUUUUGGGUGGAAACCCAGAGCGACUGAACAAAUUCAAAGUACGCAUCGAGGACCCGCCACGGCGACGACACAUGGUCUUCCUUGGUGGCGCAGUGCUUGCAAACAUCAUGGCCGACAAGGAGAACAUGUGGAUAUCAAAAGCAGAGUGGGAGGAGCAGGGAGCACGUGCGUUGGAAAAGCUAGGCGCGAGAUAA